Messenger RNA from Gopherus evgoodei (Goodes thornscrub tortoise), 1267 nucleotides. RefSeq names its product crystallin zeta (gene CRYZ). The coding region runs from base 75 to 1064 and encodes 329 amino acids. Gene Ontology annotation, molecular function: quinone reductase (NADPH) activity; zinc ion binding; NADPH binding. NCBI's taxonomy places the organism in Eukaryota, Metazoa, Chordata, Testudines, Testudinidae. Gene Ontology annotation, cellular component: cytosol. The transcript has 9 exons. The record is from RefSeq and is a predicted model, not a curated record.
CCCUGUGACCUCACGGGAGCCCCGGCUGGAGAACAGUGGGGCCAGAAGGGAAUCCCAGCGCUGCACAGAUCACUAUGGCAACUGGAAGAAAUGUGAUGAGAGCUGUCAGAGUUUCUGAAUUUGGUGGACCUGAAGUGCUUAAGCUCCUGUCAGAUGUCUUAUUGCCGAAUCCGAAAGAAAAUCAGGUCUUAAUCAAAGUCCAUGCAUGUGGUGUAAAUCCAGUGGAGACAUAUAUUCGUUCUGGUACUCAUGCUAGAAAACCAGCUUUACCUUACACUCCUGGGACAGAUGUUGCUGGAGUAAUUGAAGCUGUUGGGGCGCAUGUAACUGUAUUCAAGAAAGGUGACAGGGUUUUUACUAAUGGUACCAUCUCUGGUGGCUAUGCAGAUUAUACAGUUGCUGCAGCUGACACAGUCUUCCCCUUGUCAGAUAAAUUAGACUUCAAGCAAGGUGCUGCCAUUGGAAUUCCAUAUUUCACUGCCUACCGUGCACUCUUCCAAAAAGGGCAUGCCAAACCAGGGGAAACUGUGCUAGUCCAUGGGGCAAGUGGAGGAGUUGGAAUAGCAACAUGCCAGAUUGCCAGAGCUUAUGGUUUAAAGGUUUUAGGCACAGCUGGAACUGAAGAAGGAAUGAAUCUAGUUUUGAGAAAUGGAGCCCACAAAAUGUUUAAUCACAGAGAAGCUGAUUACGUUGAUAAGAUUAAGGAAUUCAGUGCUGUGCAGGGAGUUGAUGUGAUAAUAGAAAUGCUAGCUAAUGUUAAUCUCGCCACUGAUUUACAACUACUGUCACCUGGAGGAAGGGUGAUGAUCGUGGGGAGUAGAGGUCCAAUUGAAAUAUAUCCCAGGGACACUAUGAUGAAAGAAUCCAGCAUAAUAGGAGUUAGUCUGUUUUGUGCAACUAAGAAGUCGAUGCACGAAUGUGAAACGGCGCUUCUUGCUGGUAUAGAAGCUGGCUGGCUUAAACCUGUAGUUGGCCCUGAAUAUCCAUUGGAAAAAGUGGCUAAGGCUCAUGAACUCCUUAUUAACAGCAGUGGUGCUUUGGGAAAGAUGGUACUCCUUAUAUGAUAAGUCAUGUAAUAAAGUUUCUUUCCACUUAUAUUGUGGCUGUUCUAAUUACACCCUUGCUUAUAUGGUUCAUUUAGCAUGUUUUACAAAACAGUUGAUCACAGAUAUUCUGUAGUAAUAGUAAGUCUAAUUUAGACAGGGAGGAUGCCUUAAAUGAAAAUGCUUUAUUAUGUAAUGAGAAGCAGAGAGUCAGAUUUAAGCUU